AUGGCUGGUGCGCCACCCGAACCCUCUUCUUCGAAACCAUCAUCCCAAGGAGCUAUAGUCACUGCGCUAUGUGUAGCUCUAGCUAUUUUGAUAUUCUUCGCAGCACUUCGUGUGCGACGAGCAGCUGCUCUAUCCAUGAUUCGCGAAACUGGGCCAAGGAAAAGGCUACCAACCAACAGAGUCGACUCAAUUCCUCUUAUCAAGUACACUGAUGCCAGAAAGAGAUACCUCAAAAAUAAUACUACCCAUACCCUCUUAACCGCUGAACUACCAGGAAUCCCACCAAGAAGCGACCCGACUACGCUUCGUGUUUCCGGCCCAAACGCGUCCAGAACACCGGUAAACCCGACCAUACAACAGCGCUGGAAGAAAUUCUUCCCAGGGUUAUCAAAUACUCCCCAACCAACAACUCGAGACAUUCAACAAUCCUGUCCAACCUGCACCGAAGACUUCCUAAAUGAUGAUAACGUUCGAUGGUUACCCUGUGGACAUAUAUUUCAUCCACGGUGUAUCGAUCCAUGGUUCAAGGGCUCCGCAGUCACUUGCCCUCUAUGGCAGGUGCCCCAGUUGUGUAAGAGAGACAUUGUACUGACUCAAGACCUCGUCCCUUCUAGUCGCUUUGAUGUCAGCACGGCUCUGGUGGAUGACAGCCUACAGAGACCCCCAAGAGCACGAAUCUCUACCUUCGGUUCACAGCGAGUAUGA
Hypoxylon trugodes is the source of this 705-nucleotide messenger RNA. RefSeq lists its product as uncharacterized. The coding region runs from base 1 to 705 and encodes 234 amino acids. The record is from RefSeq and is a predicted model, not a curated record. Lineage: Eukaryota; Fungi; Ascomycota; Sordariomycetes; Xylariales; Hypoxylaceae. The transcript has a single exon.